Trichoderma harzianum CBS 226.95 is the source of this 907-nucleotide messenger RNA. RefSeq lists its product as hypothetical. NCBI's taxonomy places the organism in Eukaryota, Fungi, Ascomycota, Sordariomycetes, Hypocreales, Hypocreaceae. The record is from RefSeq and is a predicted model, not a curated record. The transcript has 3 exons. The coding region runs from base 85 to 678 and encodes 197 amino acids.
UAUCCCCGCGUGAUAGUUUCUAAUAGUAUCACUUUGGCACAUCUUCACGAACGCGUCUCCCCGUCGUCGUACUAUACAGUCAAUAUGGUGUCCUUCAAAUCAGCCGUUGCCGCCGCCACGAUGGCAUUUGUCUCGUUGGCCAAUGCGAAGAGCUACUACAUCGACCCUGAUAGUGUUCCUCUGGCCACAAGACAGAGCUGGUGCCGUUCUGAGACGUCGACAUGCCCCAUCAUCUGCCAGCAGACGACCAGCAAGCCCACAUUGGUCAACGACUGCAGCCCUGAUACAUUGAGCUUUGGCUGUCUCUGUGGUGACAACAAGCAGCCUAACAUCUCCGAGUACACCUUGACACUGCCCUUUUUCAUUUGCCAGGAGUUUGUGGUCCAGUGCAGGACUGCUUGUGGCUCGGACAACACUUGUGCGUCUAACUGCGCCGAGGAUAACCCUUGUGGUGCCACUGAUCCUAAGCGUUACAACUCAACUUCGACUGCUACGACAACGACCCCUGCCGCCACCUCUACCACUGCCGGCCCUGACACCAUCUUCACUGGCGUUCCCGGAGGUGGUAGCAGCAGCGGCAAGGGCAAGUCAAUGGCAGCCCCUGCGGUUGAGGUUGGGCGGGCCUAUGGAUUGGCAGUUCUUCUCGGAAGCAUGUUUGUCGGCUUUGCUCUGCUAUAAUAGCUGCUGCAACAACAACAUGGGGAGGUUCUGAAAAGAAGUCAUGCGGUCGAGCAAGUGAUAGAUUGCUCAAUUGAGAUCGCCUAAUGUUUGAUUGGUUUGCUGGUUUCAUUGGAGCGUGCGUCUUACAUUGGAAUAUCAUUAUGCGUACUGCCGGAAGUUUGGUCACGGGAAUUACUUAAUACUGUUGAAUGCCUUUUCGAUACGAUACAUUGACAUGAAUAUAUUG